Messenger RNA from Manihot esculenta (cassava), 1715 nucleotides. RefSeq names its product chloroplast envelope quinone oxidoreductase homolog. The transcript has 5 exons. NCBI's taxonomy places the organism in Eukaryota, Viridiplantae, Streptophyta, Magnoliopsida, Malpighiales, Euphorbiaceae. The record is from RefSeq and is a predicted model, not a curated record. Gene Ontology annotation, molecular function: oxidoreductase activity. Bases 283 to 1272 code for a protein of 329 amino acids.
AAAAUAAAAAAAAGGUAACCAUGGCUUCCAGCGGUAGCCUUAUUGAUGGCUGACAGAUUCCUCUGCCAGACAUCACUCAUAAUUUAGAAAAAAAAAAAAAAAAAAAAGACUUCUGCGUGUUUAAUCAGUGGAAGCCAUUUCCGCCGAUCACCACUAUAACAUUUUUUUACACCAUUUUAAUAAAAUCCCCCGACAACGCCCAUCUGCUACUACUUUUCUUCUCUCACUUGUUUUCCUGCAAACGCUUGUUUUUCUGUCCACACGGCUUCGCUUCUUCUGGAUAUGGCGGGGAAGCUAAUGCGCGCCGUUCAAUAUAAUAAGUAUGGUGGAGGAGCCGCUGGUUUGAAGCAUGUCGAAGUUCCAGUCCCAACUCCACGGAAGGAUGAAAUUUUGCUGAAAUUAGAAGCAACAAGUAUAAAUCCAAUUGAUUGGAAAGUUCAAAAGGGUUUGUUGCGGCCUUUUUUGCCUCGUAAAAUACCUCAUAUUCCAGGUACUGAUGUGGCAGGAGAAGUUUUGGAGGUUGGACCUGGAGUAAGAAACUUCAAAAUUGGUGAUAAAGUUGUGGCUAAAAUUAGCGUUGCUGUUGGAGGUGGACUAGCCGAGUUUGCAGUGGCUAAGGAGAGCUUGACAGUUGCAAGGCCACCUGAAGUUUCAGCAGUAGAAGGGGCGGCCUUACCAGUUGCUGGGCUUACAGCCUAUCAGGCUCUCACUCAGCCUGCUGGGAUCAAGCUUGAUGGCAGCGACAUGCAGGCAAACAUUCUGAUAACUGCUGCCUCAGGUGGAGUGGGUCACUUGGCAGUUCAGCUAGCAAAGCUUGGAAACACACAUGUGACAGCCACUUGUGGAGCCCGUAACAUUGAGUUUGUAAAGAGUUUAGGGGCUGAUGAGGUUCUUGAUUACAGGACUCCUGAAGGGGCAGCUCUAAAGAGCCCAUCUGGACGGAAGUAUGAUGCAGUGAUCCAUUGCGCUACUGGGAUUCUGUGGAGUACCUUUCACCCUAAUUUGAGUGAAAAUGGCAAGGUUAUAGACAUCACUCCUGGCGCUAAUACCAUGCUGAAGUUUGCUGUAAAGAAAGUUACCUGCUCGAAGAAGCAGCUGAUACCCCUGCUCUUGUCUCCCAAGACUGAGAACCUGGAGUAUCUUGUUAAACUGGUAAAGGAAGGGAAGCUUAAGCCAGUUAUAGACUCGCAGCAUCCCUUGAGCAACGCUGAAGAUGCUUGGGCUAAGAGUAUUAGUGGCCGUGCUACUGGGAAGAUCAUUGUGGAGCCUUAGAGGACAGUUUUGAUAGGAUGGAGCUAAGUGAAGGUGAAAACUCCAUCGCAUCAUUCUGUUGGAAUCAAAGCGUUAUCGGAGAGGCAAACGAGAAAAUGUUCUGGUGACUUAAACCUCGGGUGGUGCAGGUAUGCUGCAUAGAAUUUGUAAAGAGUUUAGGGGCUGAUUAGGUUCUUGAUUACAGAAUUCAAGAAGGGGCAACUCUGAAGAGCUUAUCCAGAAGGAAGCAUGACGAAGUGAUCCAUUGCGGUGUUGGGAUUCCUUGGACUCCCAAGCCAAUGUGUAUUAGGGUUUUAAGAUGCGGUAAAAUGUACCUUACCUACGCACUAUUUUAUAAAUUAAAAUUUUGAUGUUUUAACAAAUAAGGGACCUUGCCACAUUUUAUAAGACACGUAAGGUUUAUAUUUUCUAAAAAUUCAAAUAAUUUAAACGUUUUUAUCUUA